UUUUGCUGAAUUAUUCAAAAUCUAUGCAAAUUAAACAAUCAGGUAAGGGUUGACUAACUUAUGUGUAUUAUUAUUAUUGCUGCUGUUUAUUCAUAAUAGCCCCAACAGUUGGACCUCUGACACCCCACCCCGCCCCGCUCCCCGCCCACACCCACGCCUCUCCGGCCACCGGUCUCUCAAAAGUACAUAGGCUACUGAUUCUGAAAGAACCCCGCCGAGAGCCGGCGCUUUACUGCAUAAAGGGAGGAUGCAAUCCGUCUGCCUUUGAAAUGAAACCGCGGAUUUGCAGCGACUGGUUGUCCAUGUACUUCAGAACAGAGACUUCGGUCUCCGCCGCAACUGGCACUGAUAAUCCGACAGAAGCCACGGACAAGUUUGCUCACAAAAGGAAUGUGAAAUAGUCAUUUUGUUUAUUCGUGUCUUCUUUUUAAAAUACGCACCCUGAAGCAACUUGGAUGUACGAAGUACAAAAUGAAUCAAGAUUACUUUGCGUUCUUCGCUUAUAAUAAGUGCGUUUGGACCUGGGAGGGUUGUACGUUUCAGAAGUGAGAUUCGUCUGAGUGAUGACCACACUGUUACUCGCUGUUCCCUGCCCAAGCUGUCCUCCACCGCUAUUUUGAUGCAUGAAGAGUAAUCAAAUAGAAAGAUGGCUGCAUUAACCUUAACCACGAAUGAACAUUUUCUACAAGCCUUCCUACAGGACCGAACUCCCAGCGCUUCCCCUGAUGGUGGCCCUGGGGGCCCAAUCCCAUUUGGUCUCUUGGCCCCCACCUGUGGCCAGGUUCAGCAGAUGAGCGGCAGCACCUCAUCAGAGGCCCUGCAGUUUCAAUACGACGGGCCGGUUGGCCCUGCCCCCAGAAUGUUCCUGUGGAGCAGGGAGGUGGCAACUGCUGCUGGCGCUACCAUAGCAGGCCACCAGGGGGCGUUCACCCUUCCCAAGAUCCAGUUCCCCCCAGGACCCAUCCAGACUGGAGUGGAUGCUCACCCCCAUCACCACCACCGACGACACCACGAGGUCCCCCUCACGCCACCUGCCGACCCCCCCUCUACUUAUGCCCUUGAGCUCUCCCCGGCUAAGGCUCUGCACACCCAGGGGCAGGGACACAGCCCCUACUACCCCCACCAGGGCGUGGGCAUCAGCCAGAACCUCAGCGGCUUCCUCCAGAGCUCCUCCGCCCAACUGCACCACCGCGCGGAGGAGUGGUGGGGCCUUCCCCAGACGGCCACACCUCCCGCUAACCACCCCUUCCAUCUGGGGAGGCAAAUGGUCCUGGGCCGCAAGCCCCCGAUCGCUGCCCUCCUCCAGGGUCCCCACAAGGGCCUCCUGAGCGCCGCGAGGCGCUGCCGAAGGUGCAAAUGCCCGAACUGCCAGGCCACCGGGGGCAGCGGCGAGCCGGGCAAGAGGAGGCUCCACGUCUGCCACUUGCCCGAGUGCGCCAAGGUGUAUAAGAAGACGUCACACCUGAAGGCGCACCUGCGCUGGCACGCGGGCGAGCGGCCCUUCGUCUGCGGCUGGCCCUUCUGCGGGAAGAGCUUCACGCGGUCCGACGAGCUGCAGCGCCACCUGCGCACGCACACGGGCGAGAAGCGCUUCGGCUGCCAGCAGUGCGGCAAGAGGUUCAUGAGGAGCGACCACCUGGCCAAGCACGCCAAAACGCACCGGGACAGGCAGAGGCCGGCCAGCCAGCGGGGCGGGGGCGCCGACGCCCUCCCCAGGGACGUGAAGGAGUGACGGCGUGGGGGAGGAACAUCGGGAGGGGGGCUCGUACCAUUCACCCGCAAGCUGCAUAACCACAGACCCCAUGUUGCUGGGCACGUUCCAGACAUGUUGUGACGCGGCGGUUGGGGUUUCACCCGGUGGAGUUGCACCUGCUGCUUGGACGCUGCUCAUGGUGUCUUGUGAAGGAACAGGCUGAGGCCUCUGAAAUGCUUUUUGUUUCCUCUCUGGGACUGAGGAACCCAAACAGAUUCGCCUGCUUUUUGGCUUCCAAUUUUGGAGAGAUGGCAACAGGAAAAUAUCAAAGCAUGUGAGGGUGAUGCUGGGAAUUCUCUGGAGGGAAAGGUGUCCUCAUUUUCCACUGAAGUAGUCUUGUCUGUCAGGGACACUGGCAGUGCUCCCCAGCUGGGCUGUGGAGCUUUGCAGGAUAACCAGGUCAAAUUCCUUGUGACUGACUUGUGGUUUAGGCAAACCUGCUAUGUGUAUUGUGUCAAGUGUGGGUCAGGGGUUUCCACUGCUGUGAGACCAGUCACAAACAGCAUAGAAUACACACAUUGCAUACUUCAGCUAUAGUACAAAAAGUUUAAUCCAGCUGUCUACAUAAAAAGGCUGCGUAUCAACGUCUAAGAAUUGAAAUCUGUUUAAUGGGUGAGGCAGUGUCUAUGCUACAGUUAUGGUUACUUGAUUUCUUUCUGUCUACCUUGGUAAGAUAACCUACAGUUGCCCCUGGUCACAGAUAUUUACAUUUUCACAUUUUUCAGGCACAAAAUUAGCCUUCCUGUGGUUGUACAAUCUUUUGUUAUUUCUUUGAUAGAUUGUCAGCAAAACCACUCUGAACCGUCUUGACGAAUAAUAACUUGCAGUUUAAAUUAAAACCACAUUUAAAGGCUCUCCUUAACCCUUUAAGGUGUAAGCUCUCAAAUAUGUGAUAAAAAAAUCUAUUACCUGAACCUUGUAAUGCUGAUGUAACAAUCACUACUGGUCAUAGAAACAAGGAGUUUUAGAACGCUGACUUAGACUUCUGAAAAAAAAAUUUUUUUAUUUACUCUUCAAGUGGUUAAUAUUUUUGCACAAACAUGACUGUGGAUAUAAGCACAUUUUUAAUGUGAGGUGAACACGAUUAUUAUAGAAAAUUUUUAAAGGGAGUUUUGAAGUAUUUCAUAAAACCUAACCUCAAUUCAAAUGCUUAACACGGCAGUUAGGCUAGUUUCCACGCCAAGUCAAAACAGCGGCCUAUAACUUGUCUAUAAAACUGUUAACUGACGCAAUAUGUAUUUUUUGUACAAGCUGUGUGAAUGUCCUCUGCACAUGAUACUGCAAAUACUGAAAAUAAAACCAAAAGAUCCAUUUGAACUGUAAAUAAUGUACAUACUGUAUGUGCAUGACCCGAGGGACCCAGGACAGCAUGAAAUAAACACAAAAAGAAACACUGCCA
This is a messenger RNA of Anguilla anguilla (European eel), 3152 nucleotides long. RefSeq names its product transcription factor Sp5-like. The record is from RefSeq and is a predicted model, not a curated record. Gene Ontology annotation, biological process: regulation of transcription by RNA polymerase II. Bases 647 to 1732 code for a protein of 361 amino acids. Gene Ontology annotation, molecular function: DNA-binding transcription factor activity, RNA polymerase II-specific; RNA polymerase II cis-regulatory region sequence-specific DNA binding. The transcript has 2 exons. Lineage: Eukaryota; Metazoa; Chordata; Actinopteri; Anguilliformes; Anguillidae.